Molecule: messenger RNA, 1068 nt
Organism: Aspergillus sclerotioniger CBS 115572
Lineage: Eukaryota; Fungi; Ascomycota; Eurotiomycetes; Eurotiales; Aspergillaceae
Product: spherulation-specific family 4 protein
Exons: 2
Coding region: 1-1068 (355 amino acids)
Source: RefSeq, a predicted model, not a curated record
AUGCUCGGAUCUACUUCUCGCCUCGUCCUGGGGAUGCUCGGCUGCAUGGCUCUUUUGCCUAGUCAGGUUACAGCGGACCAUGUGCGCUAUGGUCGUCGUCACCACCAUCUAGCCACCCUCGCCCAAGGUUCUCCCACCGGACAGACCUUUGUGCCGGAGCCAUCCGCUGCCUCUGAAGUCGGCUCUUGUGGCUUUGACGGUGCGACUGCCGAGGCCACUACCGCAUAUGCCUCGGCCACUACCUAUGCCUAUGCGUCGGCCUCCGCCUCAGCUUAUGUCUCCGCCUCUGCCUCCGCCUCUGCAUCCGUCUCCGCAGUGUCAUUCAGCAACACCACCGCCAAGGUCAUCAUCCCCUUCUACGUCUAUCCCAACCCCGGCGCUUGGACCCCCAUGGAGGAACUAGUUGCUUCCUACCCCAACGUCCACUUCACCAUCAUCAUCAACCCCGACAGCGGUCCGGGCUCGACCACUCUCCCGGAUGCCAACUUCCUGUCCGCGGUCCCCAAACUCACCAGCUACAGCAACGUCCUGGCCAUCGGCUACGUUCCCACCCAGAAAGGCACCCGAGCCAUUGCCGAUGUUGAGAAAGACAUCAAGACCUAUGCCAACUGGCCUACCGCCUCGGGCAACUCGACUUUUGCCGUGCGCGGUAUCUUCCUCGAUGAAGCCCCGAACGCCUACAGCGCGGAACUGGUCUCAUACUACCAGCAACUUGCCACUCUAAUCAAGGGCAGUGAUGGCCUCGGACCGGAGAACUACGUCGUCACCAACCCCGGCACAGUCCCCGACUCCGCCUACCUCACCAUCCCCGACUCGACCGUCGUCUUCGAGUCUCCCUACGACUCUUUCAUGAGCGCCGUGUCCGCCAACACCUUCGCCAGUCUCAACGGCACCAACCACAGCACCAUGGCCUCCAUGGUCUACUCCGUCCCGGAUAGCGUGCACCUCCCCACCCUGAUCGGCCAGGUCGGUACCAUCUCCGACCAGAUCUUCCUGGGUAAUACCAGUACCUAUGAUGUGUACAGCACGUACAUGAACGAGGUGGUUUCUUUCUUGGCUACGGCUUAG